Molecule: messenger RNA, 1205 nt
Organism: Emericellopsis atlantica
Lineage: Eukaryota; Fungi; Ascomycota; Sordariomycetes; Hypocreales; Bionectriaceae
Exons: 1
Coding region: 225-830 (201 amino acids)
Source: RefSeq, a predicted model, not a curated record
AUCUUGAUAUUGUGUACCAAGUACAUAGUGGGCGCUUUCUCUUUGAUAUUGACACAACUUCUGCAUCUCUACUACCACCCCUCAAGAUCAGCCCUCGGAGCUCUACACCUACAGGUUCCUGUUCUCAUCAGAUCCAUUCUCCUCGAUCCUCAUCCGCCACACAGAAGAAGACAACCACAAUCCAAGUCUCUGCCACAGCUAUCAAGGGCUCAAAUCUUUCUAUCAUGGCCAAAGCGAAACAAAAGCAGCGCGCUGACAAUCGUUCCAGCCGGGUACCCAAGUCGCACUCAGAAACGGCACGAGCACCUACCACCACUGCUCUCACGUCCACGACAGCCAUUGCCUCCGAUCUGACGCUGCGCUACAAGCUACUUGUUCUCCUUCACGACUUUCUGAAGUUCACCAAAGAUCCUGCGGCGGAGCGCCGUAUUAACUCGACGACCGAUGAGCAUUAUAUCAGCCUACCCUAUUUUAGCCAAGAUGAGGUCGCCAUGGUGAAAUCGGCUGUUGUCGAGACGAAAAUCAGUGAGCACGCUUUAGGUGGUAUGCUUGAACAUAUCAAUAACGAUGACGACAACGAUACUACACAACCAGCGGAUGAAGAGCGUACCAGCUCAUGUUCAGUUUUUGAAGCUUUUGAGGACAAGACGUUCGACAGUGUCGUGCGAAGUUUACUAAGCAAUUUCAUCGACAAACGACGCGCGAGCGGUGAUGCCAGACCUUGCGGGCCUCAUCAACUAGCUCCCCUCUAUGCAUCUUUGUUUGGGAUCGACCUCAAGGAGACCCAGGACGAGAGGUUCUUAGGGCGGUUGCGAAGAGCUGGGGUGUAGUGUGUAGCGGGUCUAAAUAAGAUGUAAAACUGUUACUUAUUGCUACAAUUCUCAAUUCAUCACCAAUACAGAGGCAGAGCAAGGGAGAGGACAAUAAUCAGGCCAAGUAUGCGUCACUGCUCCUGCGCCUCGAUGAAGAGUCCGGAAUCGAGUCAUAUAAGGUGGACAUCAUACUCCACAUUCUAUCUCUCCUUUUCUAGGAAGAACAUCAACGCUGAUUGGCUGCGUGCCUAGAUCAGCGAACUUCGACGCAAUGCAAGUCCAGGAGGCCUGAGCUCGUAAUCUUACAGACGCUACUAUUUUUUGGCAGAGGAGCCCGGAUUAACAGUUUCUAGAACAGUACGUAGGUAGCAAAAGCGUUUCCUUUAAACGAGU